AUGUUGGUGUUCCUGGUUUUGGUGACUGUGGCCCUGGCAUCUGCUCAUAAUUCUGAUGAGCAUUUUGAAGGUGAGAAGGUGUUCCGUGUCUUUGUUAAAAAUGAAAAUGAUAUCAACUUAAUCCAUGAACUGGACAGCACCACCCAGAUUGACUUUUGGAAACCAGAUUCAGCCACACUAAUCAAAUCUCACAGUACAGUUGACUUCCGUGUGAAAGCAGAAGAUACUGUCAGUGUGGAGGACUUUCUGGAGCAGAACGAACUACAAUACAAGGUACUGAUGAGCAACCUGAGAUCCACGCUGGAGGCUCAGUUUGACAGCCGGGUCCGUGCAACUGGACACAGUUAUGAGAAGUACAACAACUGGGAAUCGAUAGAGGCUUGGACUGAACAAGUCGCCACUGAAAAUCCAGACCUCAUCUCUCGCAGUGUCUUAGGAACUACCUUUGAAGGACGCACUAUCUACCUCCUCAAGGUUGGCAAAGCUGGAUCAAAUAAGCCUGCUAUUUUCAUGGACUGUGGCUUCCACGCCAGAGAGUGGAUUUCUCCUGCAUUUUGCCAGUGGUUUGUGAAAGAGGCUGUCCGCACCUAUGGACUUGACAGCCACACAACAGAUCUUCUCGACAAGUUAGACUUUUAUGUCGUGCCUGUACUCAAUAUUGAUGGCUACAUCUACACCUGGACCAAGAACCGAAUGUGGAGAAAGACCCGCUCCACCCAGGCCGGAACUUCCUGCAGAGGCACAGACCUUAACAGAAAUUUUGAUGCCGGUUGGUGCCAAAUCGGAGCCUCUCAAAGUCCCUGCGACGACACUUACUGUGGACGCACUGCAGAAUCUGAAAAGGAGACCAAGGCCCUUGCUGAUUUUAUCCGCGACAACCUCUCUUCCAUCAAGGCAUACUUGACAAUCCAUUCAUACUCCCAGAUGCUAAUCUACCCUUACUCCUAUGACUACAAACUCCCUGAGAAUGAUGCUGAGCUGAGCGCCCUGGCUAAAGCUGCUGCGGAAGAACUGGCCUCACUGUACGGCACCGAGUACACGUACGGCCCAGGAGCUACGACAAUCUAUCCUGCUGCUGGAGGCUCUGACGACUGGGCUUACGACCAAGGAAUCAAAUAUUCCUUCACCUUUGAGCUCCGGGAUACAGGCAAUUACGGCUUUCUCCUCCCAGAAUCCCAGAUCAAGGCAACCUGUGAGGAGACGUUGCUUGCAAUCAAGUACAUUACCAACUAUGUCCUGGAACAUCUCUACUAG
Cynocephalus volans (Philippine flying lemur) is the source of this 1254-nucleotide messenger RNA. RefSeq names its product carboxypeptidase B1 (gene CPB1). NCBI's taxonomy places the organism in Eukaryota, Metazoa, Chordata, Mammalia, Dermoptera, Cynocephalidae. The record is from RefSeq and is a predicted model, not a curated record. Gene Ontology annotation, biological process: proteolysis. Bases 1 to 1254 code for a protein of 417 amino acids. The transcript is spliced from 11 exons. Gene Ontology annotation, molecular function: metallocarboxypeptidase activity; zinc ion binding.